Messenger RNA from Liolophura sinensis, 1595 nucleotides. RefSeq names its product vasodilator-stimulated phosphoprotein-like. Bases 274 to 1557 code for a protein of 427 amino acids. Gene Ontology annotation, molecular function: SH3 domain binding. The record is from RefSeq and is a predicted model, not a curated record. Lineage: Eukaryota; Metazoa; Mollusca; Polyplacophora; Chitonida; Chitonidae. The transcript has 10 exons.
UGGAGAAGGAAGGAAAACCGUACCCCUUUUGUUAUGAGAUAUUUUCCUGUUUCAGCUCUUUAUUGAGGCUGUUAUUUACAAACUGGGAGACUUUGAACCCCGUCUCCUCGCUGUCGGUCUAAAAGGAACUGUUUUAAUGAAAGAUCGCAUACACUUGAUCGUGAAAGAGAGGUUGGGAUACAUGUAGGCGUGGAAACAGCCCCUUGAUUUUUGGUCAAACAUCGGGAAAGGGGCCUUUAGUUGAUAGCUGUCAACGCUCUUAGGCUCACAAACAUGAGUGAACACGCCAUAGUAACUGCGCGGGCCUCAGUGAUGGUGUAUGACGAUGGGAACAGGAAGUGGGUGCCAAGUGGGAAUUCCCAAGGGCUGUCCAAAGUUCAAAUAUACCACAACAGUGCCAACAAUACCUUCAGAGUUGUGGGUCGUAAGCUACAGGACCACGAGGUGGUGAUAAACUGUGCUAUUCUCAAAAGCCUCAAGUACAACCAAGCCACCCCAACAUUUCAUCAGUGGCGAGAUAGUCGCCAGGUUUACGGCUUGAACUUUACUAGCAAGGAGGAUGCCGACAGUUUUGCUCAAGCUAUGAUCACAGCUUUAGACUCCCUAAACAGUAUUUACAGAACACCUGCCCCAGUUGGGCAGGCUCCUCCACCCCCAGGACACCCUUACCAAAACGGACCCCACGACCAAGGUGAUAUAGUAACACAAAGAGAAGACUACCAGACACACCAGAGAAAAGCCUCUCAAGGUUACAAAGACAUAGGCAGUAUUCAGCAGACGCAGGGCUGGGAGGCAGACCGAGGCCCCCAGACACCUCAAGCCCCUCCUGCCCCUCAAGCUCCUCCUGCCCCUCCAGCUCCUGCUACCCCUGCUGCCCCAGCACCUCCCCCGGCACCUCCUGCCCCACCAGCCCCUGUGCUGUCAGCUGGUGGCCCUCCCAAAGCCCCAGUGGGAGGUGCUCCAGCUCCACCCCCUCCUCCCCCAAUCCCAUCUGGGCCUGCUGCCCCCAGUCAACAGUCUGACCCUGCCCCUGUACAGUCAGGACUGGCAGCAGCAUUACAAGGGGCCAAGCUCAAGAAAACAACCAGGCCGGACAAAGAUGAGGAAGGACCGUCAGCCGACUCAGCUGGAGGGGCAGGUAACUCUGGCACACUUGGCAGAGCGUUUCUGGGAGGUCGAGAUGACAUAAUGAGUGAAAUGCAGAAGAAGUUAGCUCAAAGGAGAGCCAAAACAGAGAAUGUGGACACAGAACCUGGGAGCGCAGCCCCACCCACUGAGGUGAAAAGACCGUGGGAGAAGGCAUCGGGCUCCCCUGGGCAGACCAAUGGCAAUGGGAACAAAUACAACGGUUCAGAGUCGCCCAAAGUUGGGAGGAGGUACAUUGACACCCAAAGAAAGGCUUCACUGACUGGACAGGAUGCCUCAGCUCUCAGUAACGGAGCCCAGGGGGACCUGGACGCCUUCAAACAGGAAAUAAUCAGCGAAAUAAGACGAGAAAUUCAGAGAGCAAAACUAGAUAUUAUUGAAGCAAUCCGACAAGAACUAGGUUUGAGGUAAUCUAGCUUUAUUAAUUUUUUUUUUCUUUUUUUUUUUUU